Molecule: messenger RNA, 2635 nt
Organism: Oreochromis niloticus (Nile tilapia)
Lineage: Eukaryota; Metazoa; Chordata; Actinopteri; Cichliformes; Cichlidae
Gene: pklr
Product: pyruvate kinase L/R
Exons: 12
Coding region: 214-1845 (543 amino acids)
Biological process (GO): glycolytic process
Molecular function (GO): magnesium ion binding; pyruvate kinase activity; potassium ion binding
Source: RefSeq, a predicted model, not a curated record
GGGGCGAAAGAAAGAUGAAUGAAAGAGACAUGAACAGGCUUGUUCGGGUGACACAAGACCAGUCAAUAACAUUAGUGCUGUAAAGGACAAAGACAGAGGAAUUGAACUGAGAAAUUGGGAGAAAGAAAAUUACACAACAAAAUCCAAGAGAACCUAAAACAAAAGUAGACUGGAGAAAGAAUCGGACAGUGAAACAGUGGGUUUGGAUCUAUAAUGGAAGGGUUACUCAACAUGGCUCGCAUCAGGCGCUACUCCGAUGUGAUGACACUGCCGGACUCUUUUAUCCAACGCCAGCAGCUUGACGCCAGUAUGGCUGACACCUUCCUGGAGCAUCUCUGUCUCCUGGACAUCAACCAGGAGCCAAUCACAGCGCGCAACACCAGCAUAAUCUGCACCAUCGGUCCGGCAUCUCGAUCGAUCCCCAAACUUCAGGAGAUGAUCAAGGCUGGAAUGAAUAUCGCCCGUCUUAACUUCUCUCAUGGAUCACAUGAAUAUCACGGUGAAACCAUCAAGAACAUCAGAGAGGCGGUGGAGACGAUAACCUCUGACCCGUUGUACUAUCGACCGGUUGCCAUCGCUUUGGAUACGAAGGGCCCAGAGAUCCGCACCGGAUUAGUUAAAGGGAAAGUGGAAGAAGAGGUGGAGCUGGUGAAGGGCAACAAUGUGCGCGUGGUGACAGCAGAGAGUGACAAAGACAAAACAGAUGGAAAGAUAAUCUGGGUGGACUAUCCCAACCUGCCCAAAGUUCUCAAGAAGGAUGGAAAGAUCUACAUUGAUGAUGGCCUCAUUGGACUCCGAGUAUUAGAUAUAGGUUCGGACUGGGUGGACACGGUGGUGGAAUCAGGCGGGAUGCUCUGCAGUCGUAAAGGCGUAAACCUUCCCGGCUGCGACCUAAUUGGCAUGCAGGCGGUCAGCCCGCGGGACGAGGCUGACCUGAGGUUCGGCGUGGCUCAGGGUGUUGACAUGGUGUUCGCCAGCUUCAUCCGUUCAGCCCAGGACGUCAAGGAUGUGCGUCGCGCUCUGGGGGCGCAUGGUCGAGAUAUCAAAGUGAUCAGCAAAGUGGAAAGCCGGCAAGGAGUUCAAAAUUUUGAGCAAAUCCUGGCUGAGAGCGAUGGCGUGAUGGUUGCCAGAGGCGACCUGGGGAUCGAGAUCCCUGCGGAGAAAGUCUUCAUUGCCCAGAAGAUGAUGAUUGGGAGAUGCAACUCUGCUGGGAAGCCUGUCAUCUGUGCCACACAGAUGCUUGAGAGCAUGGUGACCCACCGACGGCCAACUAGAGCAGAGGGCAGUGACGUUGCCAAUGCCGUGCUGGAUGGAGCUGACUGUGUAAUGCUAUCUGGAGAAACCGCCAAGGGACUGUUUCCUGUGGAGUCAGUUGCAAUGAUGCAUUCGAUCUGCAGGGAGGCAGAGGCGGCCAUUUUCCACCAGCAGCUUUUUGAGGAGUUGCGCCGCCUCACUCCUCUCUCCUCUGACCCCACGGAGGUCACGGCGAUCGGAGCUGUGGAGUCUUCAUUCAAAUGCUGUGCCGGGGCCAUUAUAGUCCUCACGACCACUGGCAGGUCGGCUCAUCUCCUGUCCAGGUACCGCCCUCGCUGUCCGAUCAUUGCCGUCACCAGGAGCCCGCAGGUCACCCGUCAGUCUCAGCUGUUACGAGGCGUGUUUCCUGCCCUCUUCCACCCUCUGCCCGCUCCUGUGUGGGCUGAUGAUGUGGACAACAGGGUCAACUUUGGCAUGGAAAUUGGGAAAGCAAGAGGAUUCUUCAAGUCUGGCGACAUGGUGAUUGUGGUGACAGGCUGGAUCCCAGGGUCUGGUCACACCAACAUUAUGAGGGCAGUGAAUGUCCCGUAACAACAUGACCUCACUGGACUCUAAAUCUAACUGAGUUGCUGGAGGUUCAUUAAGAGAGCCUUUAAAAUCUUUUAAUGCACCGAAAAACCAAAGAACCACCCCUAAAAUUGAAGCAAUAACCUCUGUCGAAAGCAGCAGAAACACUCUCCUUAAAAUUUGAGGUUAUUAUGAGGAAACACUUGGUCUAAUAACCACUCAUAUGUACCCAUGACUCCCUUCAAAUAAAACUUGACUUUAACUUUAAUACGUUGUUCUCCAGUUUAUGUCAGGACACAGGCUUCUCUAAUUGAACUGUCCAGCCUCCUGUUUUCAUAUUGAAAGUGAAAGUAUUGUCUCUGUGGCUGCCAUUGUUGAAGCACAUUGGUGCUCUUUAUAGAAUUUGGAGAUAAGGCUUUCAUUCCUACCCAGAGUCCCAAGCUUGUCUCUGUGCAGCGGCAAUUUUUUGGCUAUUAUGAGCAGCACCGGAUGAUGCAGAGCUGACACCCCCUUUUGUCAACUGAGAUGACCCAGAUGGCCACAUCUGCAUAUUGCUCUCCCAGAAAGUAAUUAUAUCUGUUCCUGUGUGGGUCUUCCUCAUGCCUCAUAAUCCUUUAUUUUGUGACAUCCUUGCUUCCUCCUCCUUUUUUCCUUUUGAGCUUUAAUGUGCAUUGAAUCCUCCCGCAGCAGUUUAUUCCUCUCUCUCUCUCUUUCUGCCACUAAUAGCCACUUUUACAGAGGCUGACUCACUGUAAAUAUUUCUGUGGUUAGUCUAAUAGUGUUUUAUCUUUCUGGGACAAUUGGAGCACUUAAA